ACUGCGGAAACACACAGGGCGGGGCCUCUUGCAACAUACAGCAAGAGCUUCAUAACAACAUUAAACAUAGGGCUAUUUUUAUUAAAGGUUUUUAUGAUAACCACAUCUUUUAAAAAUCCAGUGAACAUUUUGAACACGUGACAAUACUUUAUAAACGUGUGCAGUUGGACACAGCUCUGAACGGCCUGAGCUGUCGAACCAAAGAAGAAAACAAACGAAUCACUGCGAAAGGACAUCCUGAAGAAACCAGUGUCAUCAGUCAUGGAGGGUCUCUCUCGUGCUAACAGUCUCUUCGCUCUGGAUCUCUAUCGGACUCUGAGCGAGAGCAAUGCUGGGGGAAACAUGUUCUUCUCUCCUCUGAGCAUCAGCGCAGCGCUCAGCAUGGUCUACUUGGGAGCAAGAGGAGACACUGCCAAAGAAAUGGAAAAGUUUUGUCCUUCAAUUCUGUCUCAUUUUGAGACCCUCACCUCAACGAUGAACAGACCAUCAGCCUCCUACAUCCUCAAACUGGCCAACCGCCUCUAUGGAGAGAAAACCUUCAGCUUCUUACCUGGGAGUUUAUUUUGGCUUAAACAAUAGAUAUCUUGAUGCUCUCUAUGUGUUUUAAGACACUUUCUCUACUUUGUUCUGCAGGAGUUUUUGGACUCCACUCUGAAGCUGUACCACGCUGACCUUCAGGCUGUGGACUUCAUUGGAGCAUCUGACGAGUCACGACAGCUCAUUAACAAAUGGGUGGAAGAGCAGACAGAGAAUAAAAAGUCUUCUGUGGUAAAUGGGAGGACUAGUCUAGUUCUGUUCAGUUUAAUGACAUUAAACUGAUCAGAAUGUGAAUAGAAAAUUAAAGAUCGUCAAAGAAAACAAAGGCUAGCUUCUCUUAUUUACAUUUCUUGCUUUUUUCACGAUAGCUAAGGCAUUUGAACUUACCCUGUUGUUUGUUUGUCAUCAGUCAUGGAGGGUCUCUCUCGUGCUAACAGUCUCUUCGCUCUGGAUCUCUAUCGGACUCUGAGCGCGAGAAACGCUGAAGAAAACAUGUUCUUCUCUCCUCUGAGCAUCAGCGCAGCGCUCAGCAUGGUCUACUUGGGAGCCCGAGGAGACACUGCCAAAGAAAUGACACAGGUUUUGUCCUUCAGUUUGGUCUCUGAUGUUCAUUCUCAUUUUGAGACCCUCACCUCAACUAUCAACAGUCCAUCAGCCUCCUGCAUUCUUAAACUGGCCAACCGCCUCUAUGGAGAGAAAACCUUCAGCUUCUUACCUGAGUAUUUGGACUCCACUCUGAAGCUGUACCACGCUGACCUUCAGGCUGUGGACUUCAUUGGAGCAUCUGACGAGUCACGACAGCUCAUUAACAAAUGGGUGGAAGAGCAGACAGAGAAUAAAAUUAAAGAUCUUCUUCAGCAGGGUGUGUUAAAUGGGCUGACCCGACUAGUUCUGGUUAAUGCCAUCUACUUCAAAGGGAACUGGAUGCACAUAUUUGAAACAAGAAACACUAAAGAAAUGCCAUUUAAAAUAAACCAGAAUGAGAGCCGGCCUGUGCAAAUGAUGUACCGGGAAGAGACAUUCCCCUUCAGGUGCAUCCCAGAGUCUAAACUGCAGGUAUUGGAGUUACCAUAUGAACAGGAGGAGCUCAGCAUGUUGAUCCUUCUUCCGGACGAAACUCAGGAUGGCUCUGACCCUCUUCUGAAGCUGGAGAGUGAGUUGACCCUUGACAAGCUGCUUGACUGGACCAGAAGAGACCAAAUGGGCACAUGGAUGGAUAUCAGAGUCCAUUUCCCAAAGUUCAAGCUGGAGGUUGAGAGCUCUCUAUCAGAAAUACUGCAAGAGAUGGGUAUGAGCUCUGUGUUCCAGGAAACAAAGGCUGAUCUGACAGGCAUGAGCAGUCAUUGUGGGCUCUUCAUUUCAGCAGUGGUUCACAAAGCUUUUAUUGAGGUGAAUGAGGAAGGCACUGAGGCAGCAGCAGCCACUGCAGGCUUUACAUUUUUAUGUGGCCGCAGUUCAGAAAGUUUCACAGCAGAUCAUCCCUUCAUGUUCUUCAUCAGGCACAACCCCACUAACAGCAUCCUCUUCCUUGGCAGAUUCAGAGGUCCAUCCUAAAAUUAUAUAUUUUUUUUUUCAGUUUUUAAUGAAGAAGAAAUUGUUUUUGUUUUAACAUUUCAGCCAACAUCAUUUAUUGUAAUGUCAUUUUAGAGCCAUACAUUUUGGUUUUGAGCAUGACCCUUUCAGUUGUAUGUUUGUCUUAAAUAGUUUUAGGAAAAACUAGCAAAAUAUAUGCUGGGAAUUCUCUUUUACAAUGAGUCAUAUCCUCUUUUAUUCACUUUGUGCAGAUGAAUCCGUGUAGAGCUGACAGAGAACACAAGUAGUGCACAAAAAGAGAGUUCUCUAAUGUGUAUUUUUUUGUUUCGGAAAAUAUAAACAACAAUGGUCAAAUAAUUAGAAUAAUGUAGAUUUUUUAUUUUAUUUUAGUUUCUCGCCAUGGCUGCAUUUAUUUGAUCAAAAAUACAGUAAAAAGCUGAAUUUUCAUACUCCAGUCUUCAGUGUCACAUGAUCUUUCAGAAAUCAGUUCAUGUUUAUUUGUAUAGUGCUUUCACAAUACAUAUCAUUUCAAAGCAGCUAUGCUGAAAAUGUUUCAAUUUCAAUUUAGAGUAAUCUGUUAUCAGAGCUGACUGCUUUAAAGUAAUGUCCAUAUGGCAGAAAUGUACAUUUCUAGGAUGCUACAAAUCAUGCAUUUAUAAAAAAGAAAAUUACAGGUUGUGUUGCUUAUCAUGUAUGGCAUGCAUAUAUUGUCAUUUUAGAAAAGUUUAAUAAAAAUAUUGAAAAA
Onychostoma macrolepis is the source of this 2815-nucleotide messenger RNA. RefSeq names its product leukocyte elastase inhibitor-like. NCBI's taxonomy places the organism in Eukaryota, Metazoa, Chordata, Actinopteri, Cypriniformes, Cyprinidae. Gene Ontology annotation, molecular function: serine-type endopeptidase inhibitor activity. The transcript is spliced from 11 exons. The record is from RefSeq and is a predicted model, not a curated record. Gene Ontology annotation, biological process: negative regulation of endopeptidase activity. The coding region runs from base 949 to 2091 and encodes 380 amino acids.